AUGCCCGACUUUUCGAAGGAGGAGGCGGAGAAGGAGGGGGAGCGCGCCAAGGAGAGCAAGAAGGGGAAGAAGAAGAAGAAGAAGAAGGGGAAGGGCGGCGGGGGCGGCGCUGGGCCCUCGCAGGUGCCCGAGGAUGGGGCAGCGCUGGCGGCGGCGGAGGAGGCGGAGUUGGCGGCGGCGCUCGAGGAGAGCGCGAGGCUGGAGGAGGAGAGGCGGGCGCCCGACGAGCAGGGGUCGUCCUCCUUGGCUGCAGAGAGGCCGCCUUUGGUGGAGGAGGAGGAGCCGCCGGCCGACUUCAUCUGCCCGAUCACGACCGAGGUCAUGAGCGACCCGGUGAUGGCGGCGGACGGGCACGCCUACGAGCGGACGGCGAUGGAGCGCUGGCUCGCGACCAAGUCGACGAGCCCGAUGACGGGCGAGGCGCUCGAGUACACGGGGCUCUUCCCGCACCACAUGCUGCGCAGGCAGAUCCGAGAGUGGCAAGAGGCAGGACGGUAG
This is a messenger RNA of Emiliania huxleyi CCMP1516, 498 nucleotides long. RefSeq lists its product as hypothetical. Lineage: Eukaryota; Haptophyta; Isochrysidales; Noelaerhabdaceae. The transcript has 2 exons. Gene Ontology annotation, molecular function: ubiquitin-protein transferase activity. Gene Ontology annotation, biological process: protein ubiquitination. The record is from RefSeq and is a predicted model, not a curated record. Bases 1 to 498 code for a protein of 165 amino acids.